AGGAGGAGGCCCCUCCCCUCGGCGCCGCCUCCGCGGCGCCCCCCCCGGCGCCACAGGGCCGCGCUCCAUGGCGGCCGGGCGCCGCCCCGACGGCUUCGCGGCGCUGCCGCCGCUCAGCCCGCGCACGCCCCGCUCGGGCGAGGGCGCCCAAGGCCUGGCUCUCUCAGGAGGCCUGCCGGCCUGGCGCGCGGCGGGCGCGGCCCUAGGCUGCUUCCUCGGUGCGUGCGCCGGCCUGGGCCUCCUGGGCACGGCGGUGCACGCCUCGAGCAGGGGGCUGCAGGGCGCCAGGGAGCGCCUGCUGGGGCAGGAUGCAUACGUGCCGGCGUAUGAGGCCGGCGCGUCCGGCGCCCCCCCGAGCACCGUCCCGAUCCCCGAGUCGCUGGGGCAGGCGGGCGUCACCGCCGACAGGAGCCUGGAGGUCUGCUCCUUCGAGCGCUCGGGGCACGGCGGGGUCGAGGGGCACUCCCUGUGGCGGGACUACGCCGCCUGGCACAAGAAUCCGCGCUCUCCCGCGGCAACCUCGUCGUCGCGGCUGACAUCUCCUUCAAAUUCCUGUCGUGAACGACUUCCAGGCGAGGUCUGCGGGUCGGCUUUGAUGAAGGAGGAGACCAUGGCGAACAGGGCCGCCGGCCGAGCGGCCGGCAGGCUUCUUGUGUGGCACUGCCUGGACGACGAAGACUGUGCCGGGCUCGCCGACGAGCUCAAGGGCAUUUCGACCAUGCUCUAUCUCGCUAUGGUCAGCGAGCGAGCGUUGGUCCUAGAGUGGGUGAGGCACGGCACGGACUUUUCGGAGCUGCUGGGCCAGCCGAGCAUCGAUUGGAGAUCUCCCGGCGCGCUGGAGGACUGCACGGAGGUCAACCUCAUGGGAACGGUGAGGUGGCAGUUGGGGGAGGCCGGCUGGCGGGACAAGCUGCACGAAAUCUUCAGCAGCCGUGACCCUUGCCUCAGGGUGAGGUCGAACGCGUACCCGUCCGCCUUCAUGGAGGACCUCAGCGCGAUGUCGCACUUGCCGCAAGUCAUAAGAAGCAUCCAGGAUGAGGUGGAGCAGGCCGUCGACAGGGAGUACUUGCUGGGCUGUGCCCUGCACUUUCUGUUCUCCUUCGACGAGGCCUACGCGCAGCUGCUCGACGGCUCUGAGGCCCUGGUUUCCUGCGGCGAUUCGGGACCCCGCUGCGCGGCGGCGCCCGCCCGCUUCGUGGGCGUGCACCUGCGCUUCGGGGACCGGGUGUUCGAGGGCGA
Prorocentrum cordatum is the source of this 1239-nucleotide messenger RNA. NCBI's taxonomy places the organism in Eukaryota, Dinophyceae, Prorocentrales, Prorocentraceae. The record is from the annotation of a GenBank genome assembly.